AUGGCAAAGCUUAAUUUUUUGGCUGUUUUUCUUCUAACCCUCAUCACUAAUUCCAUUGCAUUUCCAACUGAUGAAUUAGUUCAUACACUCGAUAAACGAUCGAAUAAAUGUCCUUGCGCCUUCGCCGUCGCAGAUUUUGAUCCAAAGAAUUCGAAUGGUCCAGUUAAAGGUAUUAUAACCUUUGCUCAAGAUGAAUCUGGUGCGACUACUGUAGCGGGAAUCUUCAGUAAAGGUUUCGAAGAUACAAAUGCGACUUACGAAUAUCAAAUCAAGGAUGAUUGCGGCAAUGUCCUCCAUGAUCUUACCAAAGAAUUGAAUGUACAAUUAUCCGGCGAUGGCGGUACCGAAUCUUUUAGACAUAAGUUUGAUAGCAUCAACCUCAACUGUGACAACAAAGGAAUUCUGAACGUGCAGACACUAGGAAAAGUACCAUUAUCUAAACGUAAUUGCAAGUCACUUAGUAAACGUGAUGACAAAGGAAAUGUAGUCGUUAGUAAAAAUGGUGAAGGUUAUAGCAAUGCGAAGCCAACAUAA
Messenger RNA from Funneliformis geosporum, 534 nucleotides. NCBI's taxonomy places the organism in Eukaryota, Fungi, Glomeromycota, Glomeromycetes, Glomerales, Glomeraceae. The record is from the annotation of a GenBank genome assembly.